Messenger RNA from Passer domesticus (house sparrow), 10310 nucleotides. It is a transcript of the gene MAST4, whose product is annotated as microtubule associated serine/threonine kinase family member 4. Gene Ontology annotation, biological process: intracellular signal transduction; cytoskeleton organization; peptidyl-serine phosphorylation. The record is from RefSeq and is a predicted model, not a curated record. Bases 123 to 7904 code for a protein of 2593 amino acids. Gene Ontology annotation, molecular function: ATP binding; protein binding; protein serine/threonine kinase activity. The transcript has 31 exons. Lineage: Eukaryota; Metazoa; Chordata; Aves; Passeriformes; Passeridae.
GGCCCGGCCCGGCCCGGGAGCGCCGCUGCUGCGCUGCGCUCUGCGGGGCGGGGGAGCGUGGCUGCCGGCGGCGGGGCAUGCGGCCGGCACGGCUCUGAACCCCCGGCCCUGAACCCCCGGCCAUGGCGGAGAAAGUUUCGGCGGCUUCGGAACGGGCGCGGGGCGCCGGCCACGUCGGCUCCUCUUGCUCCGGCUCCUCCUCGGGCUCGGAAACUCUCUCCGAGGAGGGAGAGGGCGGCGGGGCGGCGACGGCCCCCGGCGGGGCGACGGCUUUGCCGGAGCGGGCGAUGCCCGGCGGGCGGGCAGAGGACGACGCCUCGCUGGAGGAGCAGGAUGAGGAGCUUGAUCACAUACUGUCACCUCCACCUAUGCCUUUCCGAAAAUCCAGCAGUCCUGAAGUGUCUUCUGGCCUUGGGAAGUCUCCUAAAUUCAAGAGGCAGUUGAGUGAAGAUGGAAGACAGCUCAGGAGAGGAAGCCUUGGAGGAGCUCUGACUGGCAAAUAUUUGCUUCCCAGUGCAACUGGACAGCAGCUGUGGCAACCUAUAGAAACCACUAAUCUUGUUCGGAUGCGCUACCAAACAUUUGGACAGUCAGCACCUUCACUCACUGCUAGUUUGGAAGGGACGCCUCAGAAGAGUCAUUUCAGCUCAGCACGCCACCGUCAGAGACUAGUGGAACCAUCAGCUACAAAAAAAGAGUUGAGCCUUCCAAGAAGAGGAAGUUUCUGUAGAACAAGUAACAGGAAGAGUUUGAUGGGCAGUAGCCAGUCUCCAGCUCUGCCUCGGCCUCAUUCACCACUCUCAGCUCAUACAGGAAACAGUCCUCAAGAUAGCCCUAGGAAUUUCUCUCCCAGUGCCUCAGCCCACUUUUCUUUUGCACGAAGUCAUGGGCAUCGAAAUGACAGGACUGAUGGUCGCCGCUGGUCUUUGGCUUCUCUUCCUUCUUCUGGCUAUGGUACAAAUACACCCAGCUCAACUGUUUCUUCAUCCUGCUCAUCCCAAGAGAAGCUACACCAGUUACCAUACCAACCAACACCUGAUGAACUACAUUUUUUGUCUAAACAUUUCUGUACCACUGAGAGCAUUGCCAGUGAUAACAGGUGCAGGACAACUGCAAUGCGCCCUCGGUCCCGAAGUCUCAGCCCUGGACGUUCUCCUGCUUGCUGUGACAAUGAAAUAAUUAUGAUGAACCAUGUCUACAAAGAAAGGUUCCCAAAGGCCACAGCUCAGAUGGAAGAGAGGCUUCAGGAUAUUAUAACAAAUCAUUCUCCAGAGAACACCCUUCCUCUGGCUGAUGGAGUGCUCAGUUUUACCCACCAUCAGAUCACAGAACUGGCUCGAGAUUGUUUGGAUAAAUCUCACCAGGGCCUCAUCACAUCACGAUACUUCCUUGAAUUACAGCAGAAAUUAGACAAAUUGCUACAGGAGGCGCAGGAGCGAUCAGAGAGUGGAGAAAUGGCAUUUAUUAAACAACUUGUUCGCAAAAUCUUGAUAGUUAUUGCUCGUCCUGCACGCUUACUGGAAUGCCUGGAAUUUGAUCCCGAAGAGUUUUACUAUCUUUUGGAAGCAGCUGAAGGCCAUGCUAAAGAGGGGCAAGGCAUUAAAACAGACAUCCCUCGAUACAUUAUUAGCCAGCUGGGCUUAAAUAAAGAUCCUCUGGAAGAAAUAGCUCAGCUAGCUAAUUGUGACAGUGGGACAGCAGAAACUCUGGAAGCAGAUGAAUCAGUAAAUAGCUCUAAUACCUCGCUGAAGCUACAGAGGAAACCUCGGGAAAGUGAUUUUGAAACAAUUAAACUGAUUAGUAAUGGAGCUUAUGGUGCGGUUUAUUUUGUGAGACACAAAGAAACCAGACAAAGAUUUGCCAUGAAGAAGAUUAAUAAGCAGAAUCUCAUCCUCCGAAACCAGAUCCAACAGGCCUUUGUUGAGCGUGAUAUCCUGACAUUUGCAGAAAAUCCAUUUGUUGUCAGCAUGUAUUGCUCCUUUGAAACAAGACGUCAUUUAUGCAUGGUCAUGGAAUAUGUAGAAGGUGGAGACUGUGCUACUUUGAUGAAGAAUAUGGGUCCCUUACCUGUAGACAUGGCAAGGAUGUACUUUGCAGAGACUGUUCUGGCCUUGGAAUACCUUCAUAAUUACGGAAUUGUACACAGGGAUUUGAAACCUGACAAUCUGUUGGUAACAUCCAUGGGCCAUAUAAAGCUUACAGACUUUGGCCUAUCAAAAGUGGGGCUAAUGAGUUUGACUACCAAUCUGUACGAGGGUCACAUUGAGAAGGAUGCCAGAGAAUUCCUCGACAAACAAGUCUGUGGUACACCUGAAUACAUAGCCCCUGAAGUGAUACUGAGACAGGGUUAUGGAAAACCAGUGGAUUGGUGGGCUAUGGGAAUUAUUCUUUAUGAAUUUCUUGUUGGAUGUGUGCCAUUCUUUGGAGAUACACCAGAAGAGCUCUUUGGACAAGUAAUCAGUGAUGAAAUCAACUGGCCUGAAAAGGAUGAAGCACCACCUCCAGAUGCCCAGGAUCUGAUUACUCUGCUACUUAGGCAGAAUCCUUUGGAAAGACUGGGAACAGGUGGUGCAUAUGAAGUAAAGCAGCAUCAGUUCUUCAGGAGCCUUGACUGGAAUAGUCUUCUGAGGCAGAAAGCAGAAUUUAUUCCACAGUUGGAGUCUGAAGAUGACACAAGUUAUUUUGACACUCGUUCUGAAAAAUACCACCAUAUGGAAACUGAGGAAGAAGAUGAUACCAAUGAUGAAGAUUUUAAUUUAGAGAUAAGACAGUUCUCUUCAUGUUCAAACAGAUUUUCGAAAGUUUUUAGUAGUAUAGAUCGAGUCACUCAAAUUCAAGGUGAAGAAAAGGAAGAUGCAGGAGACAAAACAAAAAGUGUAGCAUUGCCUUCUGUGGAAUCUUUAAGCUGGAGUUCAGAAUAUUCUGAAAUACAGCAAAUAUCUACAUCCAUUUCAUCAGAGACUGACAGUAGCCGGCAGCAACGCAGUUCUGGUUUGCUUCCAAAAUUGUCUGUAUCAGCUGAAGGAGAACAGGAUGAUUCCACCAGCUCACGGGGACCCCGGGAGGAGCAGGAAAAGUCUGCAUUUGUGAGCGAUGAAAUAGUGCAAGACGAACCUGAAGUAACCACUCCAGCAAGUACAAUCAGCAGCUCCACACUGUCAGUUGGCAGUUUCUCAGAACACUUAGAUCAAAUAAAUGGAAGAAGUGAGAGUGUGGACAGUACAGAGAACUCCUCAAAGCCAACUGGUGAAGUUGCAUCUCACAUGGCUCGACAGCGAUUGGAAAGCACGGAGAAAAAGAAGAUCUCUGGAAAAGUCACAAAGUCCCUUUCUGCAAGUGCUUUGUCCCUCAUGAUCCCAGGAGAUGUGUUUGGUGUUUCUCCUUUGGGAAGUCCUAUGUCUCCUCAUUCCCUGUCAUCUGACCUUUCAUCAUCCCGAGAUUCGUCUCCCAGCCGUGAUUCAUCAAUUGCUGCUGCAAGUCCUCAUCAGCCAAUUGUAAUACACAGUUCAGGGAAAAAGUAUGGCUUUACCAUCCGAGCAAUCCGGGUUUACGUGGGUGACAGCGAUAUCUACACUGUGCACCAUAUUGUUUGGAAUGUGGAAGAAGGAGGUGCAGCUUACCAGGCAGGUUUAAAAGCUGGAGACCUGAUUACUCAUAUCAAUGGAGAGCCAGUGCAUGGUCUUGUUCAUACAGAAGUCAUUGAAUUGUUGUUAAAGAGUGGCAACAAAGUCUCAGUAAUGACAACUCCUUUUGAAAACACUUCCAUCAAGACAGGACCUGCCAGGCGGAACAGCUACAGGAGCCGAAUGGUUAGGCGCAGCAAGAAGACCAAGAAGAAGGAGAGUUUAGAGAGGAGGAGAUCUCUCUUUAAAAAGCUGGCAAAGCAACCCUCACCUCUUCUUCAUACAAGCAGAAGCUUUUCCUGCCUGAACCGAUCACUUUCUUCAGGGGAGAGCUUGCCUGGGUCUCCAACCCACAGCUUAUCUCCUAGGUCUCCUACCCCAAGCUACCGUUCCACUCCUGAUUUUCCAUCAGGUACUAACUCUUCCCAGAGUAGCUCCCCUAGUUCCAGUGCUCCCAAUUCUCCAGCUGGUUCAGGGCACAUAAGACCCAGCACUCUUCAUGGCUUGGGCCCAAAACUUGGUGGGCAGAGAUACAGAUCAGGAAGGCGCAAAUCAGCUGGCAGCAUUCCCCUUUCUCCUCUUGCACGGACACCUUCUCCAACACCCCAGCCAACAUCUCCUCAGCGAUCUCCAUCACCAUUGCUGGGACAUUCGAUUGGAAGUACAAAAAUAGCUCAGUCUUUUCCUAGCAAAAUGCACUCGCCUCCAACUAUUGUGAGGCAUAUUGUCAGGCCAAAGAGUGCAGAGCCACCAAGAUCUCCACUGUUGAAGAGAGUCCAGUCUGAAGAGAAACUUGCACCCUCUUAUGGCAGUGAUAAAAAACACUUAUGUUCACGAAAACACAGUCUGGAAGUGACCCAGGAGGAAGUGAAUAGAGAAUUGUCUCAAAGAGAAGUAACUCUUCAGAGCUUGGAGGAGAAUGUUUGUGACGUGCCAUCACUCACACGAGUCAGGCCUGCAGAGCAGGGCUGCUUGAAACGACCCAUCUCCCGAAAACUAGGUAGACAAGAAUCUAUUGAUGAGCUAGACAGAGAGAAGCUGAAGGUUAAGGUAGUUAUGAAAAAGCAAGAUUUUGCUGAAAAAGCAAAUACUGCUAUACAUGAACCUAGCAGCGAACCAGAAAAUCCCAAUACCUUAAGACUGGAAGAAAGAGACAAAAAAGCAUUCCAGAAGGUAUUAGAAAGAUCAAACCAGUUUGAAGCAAAAAUUGUUGCUGUGGAGACCCAGUCAGCUGGUGGCAUACUCAAAGACACCCUUCAAAAGAAUGCAAACUUGAGAUCAAAUGAUGGUGUUGCUUUAGAUGGACAGAUGUGUCAUGGGCCUCCCCCUAAUGAUCUCAGUCAUAUUUCUUAUGACUGCAAAAGAAUUUCCCCUUCAUGUACCCUGCAAGAUGUGCUACCUCAGUCAUCUGAUAAGAUACUUAAUGGAAAGGGAGAAAACACAGAUAAAAUUUUACCAACAAAAGAAUUUGUCAAAUUCGAAAGAUUAGAUGGUAAACUUGCAAAUAUUGAUUAUCUCAGAAAGAAAAUGUCUAUUGAAGAGAAAGAUGACAGUGUCUGUCCAGUGCUAAAACCUAAGAUGACAUCUAAUGUUCAUGAAUGCCUUCAACUUAAUACAGGCAGGCCUGUAAACAUACAGCAGGACUCCAGUGCAGUUGCAGAUGGUAGAGCAUUUAUUGGCAGUGCACAUGCUACUCAGAUGAACUCAGUUUCUUUUGUUCCUCUCAAGACCUUGAGUGGCCGAGCAGACAUGAGCGUGGAAAAACCAGCCCUUAUUUCUUCUGAAGCUCCUGUCAGAAAAAGUCCUUCAGAAUAUAAGCUUGAUGGGAGGUCUGUUUCCUGUCUGAAGCCAAUAGAAGGCACACUAGACAUUGCGUUACUAUCUGGGCCACAGGCUUCGAAGACUGAGCUGCCUUUGUGUGUGCUGCCAGAAGGACAGAGCACCAGCAGUGAUGGGGGAUCUCCUAAACCCCCAGUGCCACAGGGGAGUGGUGGGAAGGCAGAAAUGGUCUCUCAGAAAGAGCAGUUGUUAAGCUGCCCAAAAUCUGGCAAAGUUAACAUAGCAGAGCCUCAGGUUCUACAAGUAGGCAAGAGUUGUCCAAAUCCACCACUCAUCUCUGUGGCUACAGAAGCAGUGACAGAGAAAAAGGUUUCUAGUCCGGCCACUAAAGGCAGUACUUCUGUUGUUGAAGCUGUUCAGAAGAAAGAUACCUCCCCUUCAAAACAAAAGGACCAUUCAGUGGAGGUAAAGUCUUGUGUUACUCAAAGUCAGAGUUUAAAAACUACUCAAACAUAUUCCAAACCUUUUGCUUGCCAAAUCACUCCUGAAAAAGUUGUAGGAAAAGAGAAACAAAUACAGAAAGAGUUGCCUGUCAAACAGCCAGUGUCCCAGAGAGGUUGUGAGCCUAUCCCUGCAAAGGUGGAAGUGAUCAGGGAGUCAUCUCUGAAGGUUUCUGUCUCAGACGUCCUGAUAACAACCUGCUCCAAGAGCAGUGAAAAAAAAUCUGCUGAUUUUGCCAUUCCACCUGAGAUGCAAGGAAAAACGCAGUCAUCUGACUCCAAGGCACAACCUAAGGAUGGCAGAGAAUCACUGAAACAACUAGGCAAAGAUGACAGCAGUAUUUCUAAAAGUUUUGUGGAAAGGGAAAUAAGCAAGCAGAAAGCUGAGUCUAGGAAAGUUGUCACAGAGGCAAAGAGUGAUGCUCUUCCAUCCAAAUGGCCCGUGCAGCCCUCAAGAGAUUGUGAUCAUAAAAUUGAGAAGUCUGCACCAGUUUCCUCUGUGCAGAAGGACAGUGCAAAAGACAUGGGAAAGAAAGAUCAGAAAUCACUCACCGAUAUGAGGCUUCAAACUAAUGAGAGAGAGCAGUCCAGCCAAGUUCCUCGGCAGCACCUUAACACUUCAGGCUCCCCUGCUGUGAAAGAGGCAAUAAGCAGGCACAGCACUAUAGAAGUUCAUGCAGGCAUUCAAGAACACUUGAAGCCUGCUGCCAUCUGUGUGGAAAACAGCACUAAUAAACCCAGGCCAGCCUCUGAUACAAGUUCCUCCAAGUCUAAGUCCUUCGAUAAACAGACAUUGUCACAAAAACCAAGUGCUCCAGCCAUAAAAGAAAAAGAAAUUGUUACUCAGUUGUCUACCAGCUCCCAGAAGGAUGGAAAGCAUGCCAGUAAAAGCGUCCUGGAUCACCUUUCUUCUGCUCCAGGCUCUUCAAGAAGAAUGAACACUGAACAUGUGCAGGCUGAAAGGCCUGUGGGCUUGGACCAUGGCUCAGUCACCACCCUCCAAAUGAGCAGCACAGCCCCUGACACCAAACCCAAAUCCUCUGCUGUGGGCCCAGUACCAACCAGUCCAGAGAGUUCUAAGCAGAUGCAGAGGCAAGAAGCAGCAGGCUUGGGGGAAUCUGCUGAUCAAAAGCAGCUUCGUUUCAGUGAAAAACAAACCACUGCUCCAAAGUUUUCCACUGUGAAAGACUGUCUCUCACUGAACAAAGAGGCAGAGAGAAGUCCUAGUAAUGAGAUGAUCGCUGCAGACAGAAGACCUGAAGGAAAAAUAUGCACAGAUGCACUUUAUGUUCAGCUUGACAGUGGGAAAGUGGAGCCUACCCUUUGUCUCACAACCUGUGAUGUCAGAGGGAAAGGAGCAGAAAAGGCAACUGCAACUAGCAAAAUCUCUCAAGACAUAAAAGGAAAGGGACAAGUUAAUCAGAAACAGCCAGAGGAUGCAAACAAGCAGACUGCAAUAAAACAUCUGCCGGCUGCCAGUGGGCAAAGUUCUUGUCGUGUGGCUGCAACACUGGGAAAGCCACUGCCUUGUUCAUCCAAUUUCUCUGAAUGUAGACAGGACGUAUCUGUUUCAGCCAAACGUGAGGCAUCUUCAGCAAAGGUUAAACCAGGCUCAUCAGAGCUUCCUGCAACUUGCAAGGAACUAAGUAAGAAAAGCACGUCUUCUACAGGGAGCAGUAAGGCAGAAAUGACUAAGAGUGUUUCACUGAUGGCCUUGCACAGUGCCGCUAUUGUAGCAGAAGUCCACCACCCUGCUUCAAACCUUGGGGGGAAACCUGGAAAUCAAGAAAAGCCUCUUUUCGUUAACACUGUGGAUGUAAAGGGAAAAGAUACUGUUCUGACUCAGCAGUCUGCUUCAAGAAAACAGAAUGUAGGUAAAGAUUUACCUAGGUCAGCAGCCACACCUGACCGCCCUAACGCACUUUCAGAUGACAAAGACUCAGCUCGGCAGCGUCGAGGAAAGGAAGUUUCACGGAGCAGUGCUCACAAAAAAAUGUGUUAAGACCUGGCAAGUGUGUAUUCAACACUAGCUGAAACAAUUUCAAUAUGUUGUACUGCCUUUAAACCAGCACUGUGUCGUGUCUUUGUGCGGCAAAGCUUUCAUGUCACUGAAGAAACAAUACAAGGGGAUAUGUAAAGAGAGGACUUUUUUUCAAAAUGCCUUUCCAAUUGUAACCGGUAAAACUGUUACCACAUAGUAUUUGUACAAAAAUACCUUUACAGCCUAGAGCUGUUGAAAAUACUUCUUCUGUAAAUACUUAGCAAUGUGUUUGGGGUUUGAAUGUAGCAUAUAUACUUUGCUGCUGGUUGCGUUGUUUACUCUUUCCCUUUUUAAGAUAGUUGCUUUGCCACGUAUUUGCCAUACUCGAAUAUGAAACCAAAUUACUAAAAUUCAGAGCUGGCAUGGACAUGCACAAGCAUUGGUCUGACUGGGGAAAAAAAACAAAACAGGCCACAUUUUUAUUAAUUAAUUAACCUAGAUAGAGGCUAAAAAAUACUAGUACAGAAUAAUACAGUGACCUAUUGUGAGUUUUUACAUGUAUUUUUAAUAAUCUGAUUUUGAUAGUACUGUACUUGGCUGACUGCUUCACCAGAUCUAACACAAGAAGUAACUGCAUCUCCCUGCUGCACAAAGCCUGAAUAGAGUAGAUGUCCUUAAAACUAUGGGAAGACCGCUUAAUUAUUAGGGCAUCCCAGCAAGAGUUGUGUUCUCUGGUGAAAUGAUGGUUCUUGUCUUGUCUGUUGGGAGUGUAUUGUAUGACUUUCACCUCAGACAGGGCUGAAAUUUUGAAGCACAUGCCAUGUGCUUAGUUUUUUUGCUGCAAUCCUCUCGAGUUCCUUGAGCUUUUUUAAAUUCAGGCCCUUACAGUGUGAGGCUCAAGUAUAAGCACAUGACUGGUAGUACUAGUAUGUUCAUCCCUGUUCCUAAUACAUUUAGAGAAUACGUAUUAUGGCAUAUAGGUCUGUUUAAUUAGUGUCAGCUGGUAGCUGUUUUCUAUUUUAUGACAAGUAAGCUAAAAAGAAAAAAUACACUUCGGCAUCAUAUCCUCAGAAAAGUUUAGGCUAUCUGACACGUUUUCAUACAUAGCUGGGGCCUUAUGUUGUAGACCUAACUUGCUGUUUUUAGCAAGUAAUCCUGGGUUUCAUAUUCAUUUUAAAAUGCAUUGAGUAGCUCCAUACAUUUCAUAACAUAAUCUUUUUAUUUGUAUGCAAAAAAAUUCAAUACUGUAAUUAUAAAAGAAGCAUUUUUUAACAAAGGAACUUGUUGGAGCUAUUUGGUGCUAGAAUGUUACUGUCUUUUUACUUUUGCUAAGCCUUAUUUAAAUUUUGUAUACAGUGGAACGUGUAGACUUUGAUCAUUUUUGUGUGGAGUAUUUAGCUUGUUUUGAGGGAUGAAAGGUAAAAUUUGAAACAUGUACAGAAGCACUACAAAAUACCCUUGCAGGCGCAUGGGUUUUAAUAAUUGGGGAUCAAUAGAAUGGUCAUUUUGCUUAUUUCUGUUUUCUGUAGCCACAGUAGAGCUAGGCCCCUACAUAUUUCACCAACGCUUAUGGUUUGUCUUUCUGUCUCAAAAGCUAGAAAUUUUUUUGUAAAAGCACAGUGUAAUCUUGACUUGGAGACUUGUGUGACAACAGACAGUGUGCAGAAUUAAUUACCCUCUGCUGAAAACUUUUAUUAUACUGAUUUGUUGAGUUGGAUUACAGCAAACCAGUAAGGAAAAUCCAGUAUCACAAACAACUCCUGAUUUUACAUGUGGCACUAGAACAUCAACACUGCCUUUGAUGCAUUCAGAAAGGAGGUAGUAAGAAGUGGAUAAUAAUUUUUGAGAAGUUUUAAAAAUAAAAUGGUCUCAACAUUUACAGUUCAUCUGUGCUUUGGCAAUUAAUACAAAUGAAUGCUGAUGCACUUCAAAACAACAUUUCUGGGAGAUACUUCCUAGUUUACAGUAUCUGCAUUUUUUCAGCUAUCCUCUUGUUUCUUUUAAAAACCAUCUAGCUUUUGUUUACAGUAUACCUUUAUGAAUAUUUUGUAUUAUCACUUCUGACAAAUAAGUUCUUUGCAUUUUGGAAGUGUAACAGUGCAUAAGCUUGUGUUUAUGUAGUAACUGUUUGUUGGUGUUUACCUUAUAAGUGAGCUGUUAGAGGUCCUCCUGCCUGUGUUUUUCUUGGUCAGUCUUAAUGUGAUUAUAGAUCUGAUGUGUUCUUUUGUAGACUUCCUGCAGUAGAUUUCUCAGCUUACAAAAAAAAUUUAAAAGUUGAAAAAAAAUCGUUAGGGUCUGUGCAAUAAAGUGUUUGCAGUCUUAUUUUCUCUGAGAAACUCCUUAUGGAUGUCAUAAUUGUUAUAUAUUGAACACAGUUAUUUAUACUUAUGCAGUUGCAUAACAUUGAAAUAAAAAUUCAGCAUGAAA